UCACCGCCUAACUCCGCCCCGAAAAAGUUCAGCGAAGGAGGAAGAAACUUGGAAGCGGGCGCGUUCCGAGCGGCGGUGCAUUUAGCAAGUGGGGACCCCCGUAUUUCCGAAGCGCGCAAACGGGUAGAUUCCGUUUCGGAGAAGAAUAGUUGACUCAUCCAAUGUUAAAUCUCCUGAGACAUUGACAAUUGACUUGGAUUUUGCUACUUGAGCCCAUCAGAUCUUUGGUUCCAGCUUCUGAAAAGUUUGCAUUUAAAAAGGAUCUGUGUCCGUUGAUGAUUCUGGACCUAACAAAGGAUUUUCUUUGUGAACCACAAUCAUGGCCUUGGCUGACAUCCAGAUGAAAUCGGAGGACUUUUUGCAAAAAAAACAGCUGAAUGCUGGUGGAUUUGGAAUGGUUUUGUUAUGCUACCACAAACGUCAUGGGCUUGUAGUGUUAAAAACUGUGUACACGGGGCCUCAACGCACAGAAUGUAACACUUCUCUUCUAGAGGAAGGCAUGAUCAUGCACAAACUAAAUCAUGAUCGUGUGGUGAAACUAUUGGGUGUCAUCCUAGAAGAUGGAAACUACUCCCUUGUAAUUGAAUACGUACGCAAAGGAGACCUGAUGUCUGUUCUACAAGCAACCCCUAUUCCUUUGCCUGUGAAAGGACGCUUCGUUCUGGAGAUCGCCGAAGGAAUGCUCUAUUUAACAGAGCAGGGUUUAGUGCAUAAGGAUCUAAAACCAGACAAUAUUCUUGUGGAUGAAGAUUUUCACAUCAAGAUAGCAGACCUUGGUGUGGCCUGUUUCAAAAACUGGAGCAGGCUGACUAAAGAAGAGACCAGCCGACAGAGGAAAAUCAAGCAGACAUCCAAGAGUAAUGCCGGCACCCUUUCCUACAUGGCCCCAGAGCAUUUGCAGGACAUCAAUACAAUGCCUGUGGAAAAAUCAGACAUUUACAGCUUUGGCAUCGUUUUAUGGGCCAUUUUUGCCAACAAAGAACCUUAUGAGAAUGCUGUCAGUGCUACACAUCUGUGCUACUGCAUUUCAGCAGGGAACAGGCCACCUAUCAAAGAGGUGGAAGACAGUUGUCCAAAUGAGAUUAUUACUUUAAUGGAACGCUCUUGGCAGCAACAGCCAAAUGAUCGGCCAACCUUUGCAGAAAUCAAUUUGAUUUACCAACCAUUUUACCAACAAAACUUUGAAGAGUAUGUGGAAGACCAUGUGAGAAAAUUAAAAGAUAUAUAUCCUGAACCAACUGAAGUUAUAAAACGGAUGGAGUCUCUCCAAGUAGAUGCUGUCUCAGAACCUCCCAGCAGAACUCGAUCAGACCAACCUGGUUCUUUACACAGUUCUCAAGGUCUCACUGCUAACGCCAUAGAUGAAGCCAUGUUUGCACCAUAUCCAGAAAACGAACCUAUAGAAAGCUGUGAAAAUGCCUUUGAGCCUCCAGCAACCUUGCAAAGAAAAUUACAGGAUGAACUGAAUUACCAUUUAUAUGGCAGCCGGAUGGAUAAGCCAGAAAGUCAUCCUGCUGCACAUAGUGUUCAAAUACAGGAAGAGGAGAGGAGAAGGAGGAAGGUAUCCUACGACCCAUUUGCCAAAGCUCCGGCUGCACCUCAGACACCAGAGUUUUACCUAAGACCUCAAAAUAUUGAAUUAAGUGUUAGUCACAACAAUGCCAGUGUGGCCCAUUCAAAUCAUCCAUGGCCCCCAGCACCAUCAGGAGCAAUAGAUCCAAAUGGUUGGUUGGGAGCUGGAACUACCAAUCUCACAAGGUUGCUAAGUGCAGAAGAUCUCUAUGGAGCAUCCUCAGCCACUCCCUCUAAUUUCAGUAAACCACCAGUUCCAGAAUCUGGCGUGAACCAUCAGUCCAAGCCGUUCAAUUCAUAUCGUUUUUCCAAAAGCUUGAGCUCGGAAACUGAUCCCAUGGAGUCGAUUCCUUUUAGAAAAUUCAACUUUGCACAUCCUUUUACGGGCAGAACACCGACAGAAGAACCUGCACACUACAACAUAUAUAAUAGCACUGGAAUUCAAAUAGGCUCCUACAACUACUUAGAAAUUAAAAAUCAAGAUAUUCGAGGAAACAAUUCUCCAGCAAGUGCUGAUUACUGUACAGAAGAGCACCAGAAAAUAUUUGAGAGCACUGCUCUAGUUUCGGAUAUUCACCUAAACCUUGUGAGAGACAACUUGUCCAGACAAUGGAAACACUGUGCUCGUAAACUGGGCUUCACUGACCCAGAGCUGGACGAAAUUGACCACGACUAUGAACGGGAUGGACUCAAAGAAAAAGUCUACCAGAUGUUCCAGAGGUGGCUGAUGAAGGAAGGCAGCAAAGGGGCAACAGUGGGGAAGCUGGCCAGAGCCCUCUUUGCUUGCAAGCGGAUAGAUCUCCUCAACAGCUUUGUCAAAAUAAGCCAGGACUCUUGAAAGAAAUAACAUAUAAGAAGUCAAAGAGCUGGAGACUGACUUUUCCACAAGAACUGGGUGGUCAUUACAAAUGCUGCCAGCAGACUGCUACUGUAUGCAAGCAGAAAAAGAAAGGGGAGGUAAAGAGAAACUGAUGGCCAAUCUCAGGGGAGGUUUUCAUAGCAGCCAUUCCUAAUGCCAAAAAAUGCUACAAACCUAACAGUAUGCUUUACAGUAGGGACAUACAAAACAUGCUCCAUGCAUGGAACAAAAUGGGGCUGUUUUGUUCUGGACACAGGCCACAACAUGGUUCUUCCAUGAAGAAGGGGGGUGAGGAUGGGGAAGGAUAGCAGCAGCAGUGGCUGAGCAGAGGGCGGGUGGGCUCUGGGAAGACUCCAGAGCAGCUGGGCCAGAUUUUGGUAUACACCACGCUGGGCCAUUAGUGGCAAUGGUGCUGGCUGAGGGGAGGAGGCAAAGGAAAGCACUGGGAACAUUGGUGGGGGCUGGCCAGUGGGAUAUACCAGUUUGGGAAUUGAUGAUGGGAGAGAGGAAAUGAUACUCACUAGUUUUGCCCCAUAUGCCUGUCUGGAUUUGUUUCAUCUCAAUCCAAGGACAAUCAAAAUCUUCUGGGUCUGGGUUCUGCCAAGCCAUGGCUAGCCUGAAAUGGUUCAUCAGAACAUCUAGAGUGCUAUGGUCUUUUUUUCUAGGUUCAAAAUGCAACAUUUUUUCCAUUUCACGCACACUCCUCUGUUUUACAAUAUGUCAGAUUUUGAAUGAAUUUGUACAAUUUAAUUUUUUUAAAAAAAUACAGAAAAUGGGCAUAA
Molecule: messenger RNA, 3213 nt
Organism: Python bivittatus (Burmese python)
Lineage: Eukaryota; Metazoa; Chordata; Lepidosauria; Squamata; Pythonidae
Gene: RIPK1
Product: receptor interacting serine/threonine kinase 1
Biological process (GO): protein phosphorylation; signal transduction
Molecular function (GO): ATP binding; protein binding; JUN kinase kinase kinase activity
Source: RefSeq, a predicted model, not a curated record